Molecule: messenger RNA, 1662 nt
Organism: Sitophilus oryzae (rice weevil)
Lineage: Eukaryota; Metazoa; Arthropoda; Insecta; Coleoptera; Curculionidae
Exons: 3
Coding region: 50-802 (250 amino acids)
Molecular function (GO): sequence-specific DNA binding
Source: RefSeq, a predicted model, not a curated record
GUUGUUUGGUUGCUACUAUGGAGGGCUUAAAAAAGGAGAUUUAUCGGCAAUGGGCAAAUUUGAAAUUUCUGUCCCCACUUUUAAGCAGCUUCCUCGGUUUGACAGCAGAGGCACUGCGAUCGACUGGGAUACUACAUUUUCAUUCAGUACAACAAUGAGUCGUGGUAGAAAUUGCUUUGUACCUGGCUGUACAAGUGGGAAUCCCAAUAAAAACAAGGCAAAUAAAGAACGGGGUGAAAGAAACCCAAGCCUUUUCAAAGCUCCUAAUGAUCCUAGCUUGCUACAGCAGUGGCAAAAGGCGAUACCCAGAUCAGACAAGACACUUAGCAGCAAAGAUGCUGUUUGUGAACUACAUUUUCUAGAUGAAGAUAUUUUGACUCAUUAUGAGAUCAAAUUAACUGACGGAACUAUCAGUAGAAUUGAGCGGGGUAGACCAUUAUUAAAGGAGGGUUCAAUUCCAAGAAUUUUUCCUAACCUGCCUUCAUAUUUCUCUAGUAAUAAAAGAAAGAGGAAACCACCAUGUGUAAGGAGUGAAGCAACUGAAAAAGUUUCUAAUUCAAAAAAAGUAAAAGGUCUGCCUAUUAAUCAUGUUGAAAAUCAAACUUCAGAACCUAACUUUGAGAAUGAGAAUGAAAUUCUAUAUUAUUAUAUUAUAUUUUAUUUAUUAAAUUUAGUGGAAUUAGUUAAUAGAAACAAAAGUUGUAAUGUAUUAAUAUUGCUAAAUAAAUAUUUAUAUGAUGAAAUAAGUCAGCGUAUAUACAUAUUCACAACUCUGUAUUUUUGUGCUUUUGAAAUAAACUGAGUACAUUAUUUAUUCAUUAAUAUUUUAUUUACAAACCUACCUUAUAUUAAUAAAGUGAAUAUCAAUAGAAAAACCUUUACAAUUAUUAGGUGACAUUGAAUAUAAUAUAUCUUGAAUUUAAUUGUCUACGAAACAGUGACAAUUUGCAAAACUUUGCUAAUGACAUUAAAACUUACAAUUCAACGCUAGAAAAAACGCUAUUGAACACAGGAAACGUUUCAGCUCAAUAUACCUACUCUCUAGUUUCAGCUAUAAAAAGUUAUGGAAUAGAUAACACCGAUCAAAGGGUGCAAUGGUAACGUUCGUCUUCAGUUUCCAUUUAUGAUUAAGUUAUUCCUGAUAAAAUACUCUUAAUUUUCGUUAUUCAAUCUGUCAAUCGCCAUAAAACCACUACUAGUUCGAAAGAUUUUAAUGUUUAUUAAAAUGGUAUCACACUAAACUGCAUGUAAACAUGUCAAUUUCAAAUGUUUUAAUGAAAAACUAUGAACCUUUAAACUGCAUCAACAAAACUAUUAAUAAAACACUAACACAAUCACACCAUAAACUAUUUCAUUCGCAUUUCUCAUCAAGAAACAAUUACUGUUUACAUCAAAUCAAAGGUUGAACUGGUGAUAAAUUUGUUGCUGGAACUUCUAUCUUUUUUGUACAACAGUUCUAGGGAAGAUUUAUUUUAGCAGCUUAUAUGUUUCUUCGGUCGUGUAUGCACUAAAAAGAACCACAUAAUAAAACAUUUUUAUAAUAUCAACUUAGGAAAAGGAUAUAUUAAACCGGCAUCUAAUAUAACCUAACUAACUUUUCAAACUCAAAUUUAAGGUUUUGUAUUCACAAUUUUAGCCACGCACAUUGCUCAAUUAGAAAAA